AUGGAUGCCCUGGGAGAUGGGAACCACACUGAAGUGAUAGGGUUCAUUUUAUUGGGCUUGACUGACGACCCAGUCCUUCAAGUCAUCCUCUUCAUUAUCGUCGUAUGUCUCUACCUGGUGACCAUAUCUGGCAAUCUCAGCACAAUCAUUCUUAUCAGAAUCUCUUCUCAGCUCCAUCAUCCUAUGUAUUUUUUUCUGAGCCACUUGGCUUUUGCUGACAUGGGCUUAUCAUCUUCUGUCACACCCAAUAUGCUUGUAAACUUCUUGGUGGAGACAAAUACCAUGUCCUAUCUUGAAUGUGCCGUCCAGCUUGGUUCAGUCAUUUUCUUUGGGACGGUCGAGUGCUUCCUGCUGGCUGCCAUGACAUAUGAUCGCUUUGUGGCAAUCUGCUGGCCACUGCUUUAUUCCACCAAAAUGUCCACACAAGUCUGUGUCCAAUUACUCAUAGUGACUUAUGUAGGUGGUUUUGUCAAUUCUUGCUCUUUUACUAUUUGCUUCUAUUCUUUAUUCUUCUGUGGCCCAAAUCGAGUCAAUCAUUUUUUCUGUGAUUUUGCUCCUUUAGUUGAACUCUCCUGUUCUGAUAUCAGUACCCCCGCAGUUGUCCCCUCAUUUACUUCUGGCUCCAUCAUCGUGGUCACAGUGUUCGUAAUAGCCGUCUCCUACAUCUACAUCCUCAUCACCAUCCUGAAGAUACGCUCCACUGAGGGGUACCACAAGACCUUCUCCACCUGUGCCUCGCACCUCACAGCGGUCACUCUGUACUAUGGGACCAUCACAUUCAUUUAUGUGGUGCCCAAGUCCAGCUACUCAACUGACCAGAACAAGGUGGUGUCUGUGUUCUACAUGGUGGUGAUCCCCAUGUUGAACCCCCUCAUCUACAGCCGCAGGAACAAGGAGAUUAAGGGGGCUCUGAAGAGAGGGCUUUCUAGAAAUCAUUUUCUUAACUAA
Molecule: messenger RNA, 948 nt
Organism: Diceros bicornis minor
Lineage: Eukaryota; Metazoa; Chordata; Mammalia; Perissodactyla; Rhinocerotidae
Product: olfactory receptor 5P76-like
Exons: 1
Coding region: 1-948 (315 amino acids)
Biological process (GO): G protein-coupled receptor signaling pathway; sensory perception of smell
Cellular component (GO): membrane
Molecular function (GO): G protein-coupled receptor activity; olfactory receptor activity; odorant binding
Source: RefSeq, a predicted model, not a curated record